AAUAUGGGUUAUGUCUCUUUUUUGCUCUAGAAGAUGUUUCUAUUCCAAUCAUAUGUUUACACUAUCUAGAUGGGUGCCUAUUCAUUGAUUUAACAUACCUCCUCCGCAGACCUAUCCAUGCCCGCUACCAAUGGCGGCCUCGCGACCCUCACACCGAGAAGGCUUCGAGAUUGCCAUUAUCUGUGCAUUACCGCUGGAGUAUGACGCCGUAUCGCUUGUGUUCGACGACUUCUGGGAUGAAGAUGGAGACAAGUAUGGAAGAGCACCUGGAGACUACAACAGGUACACCACUGGUCGCAUAGGUAAUUACAACGUCGUCCUAGCACUACUUGCUCGCAUGGGCAAAGUUAGUGCCGCCAGUGCUGCAGUCAGCCUACGUUCAAGUUAUAGCCGUCUACGGGUAGCCUUCCUGGUUGGAAUUUGCGGUGGUGCACCUCAAGCUGGCGACGACGAGAUCCUACUUGGCGAUGUGGUGAUUAGCAAGACCAUCGUACAAUAUGACUUUGGCAGGCAAUACCCAGGUGGCUUUGUGCGUAAGGAUAAUAUCAGCGACAACCUUGGAAAGCCGAAUAAAGAUGUCCAGAAUUUGCUUGUCUUGUUCGAAACCAACCAUAACCGGGAGCGGCUUCGGCGAAGAACAGCCGCUCUUCUAAAACAGCUUCAGGCUAAAGCUAUUCGAAAGAAAUACAAAAGCAAUUACAUGUAUCCCGGAACGGCAAAAGACAAGCUUUUCGACUCGGGCUAUCGUCACGGGCGCGACUCUAGCCUAGGUAUCGACACGGUGUGCAAUACGGUUCUGAAUUCGACCUGUGAAGAGUUGGGAUGCGACGAAGGAUCCCUUUUAGUCAGAGAAAGGCUUAAGAAAAGGAGACAGUUGGAACUUGACGAGCCUGAAAAAGCUCAAGAACCUACCAUCUACGUCGGGUCCUUUGCGUCGGGCGACACAGUAAUGAAAUCAGCGUUUGACCGGGAUAGGAUUGCCAGGAAAGAGAGUAUCAUCGCUUUCGAGAUGGAGGGAGCCGGUAUUUGGGAAGAGGUCCCCUGCAUCAUCGUUAAAGGCGUAUGUGAUUAUGCAGACUGUCAUAAGAACAAGAUAUGGCAGGAUUUUGCGGCAGCAACUGCUGCUUCCGCAGUCAAGGCCGUUUUGGAACUCUUUACUCAGACGGACAACACUUUCAAGACCUCAAUUCAAGAAAUGCCACCACUUCUCCCUCAGCAUCAUUGGAUCGUCCCCUUUGGUCGCAAUGAACAAUUCGUCGGACGUAAACAUAUUCUGAGGCAACUUCUCGAGAUGAUCCCUCCUAGUGCUGUGGCAAACGACUGCCAAAGGGUCGCCAUUGUGGGCCUUGGGGGGGUUGGCAAGACGCAGAUUGCAUUAGAAGCGGCGUUCCAGUUUCGCGAUGAGUACCCGGAUUGUUCAGUCUUCUGGAUUCCCGCAGUAGAUACUGUCAGAAUUGAGAACGCUUUCAGAGAGAUUGGUAGGCAACUCAAAGUCAAAGGGAUAGACGAGGAUGGAGCAGACAUUAAGCAGCUAGUUAAGGCUGCUCUAAGCCAGGAAAACAUCGGGAACUGGCUUUUAAUCAUUGAUAAUCUGGACAAUAUCGAGUUAUUCUUUGGCAACGCCGACAACGCCGACAGCUUGCCGCUCUCCGAGUAUCUCCCAUUCAGCCGGAAGGGCUCAAUUCUAAUUACGACGCGUAAUGAUGAGGUUGCAGUGAGGUUAGAUAUUCAUGAGAAGAACACCAUUGCCACGGCGGAAAUGGCCAGGGAUGAGGCCCUCGAGAUGUUGCAAAGCGGCUUAAAAACCCAUCAAACAUGCGACAUCCAAAGUACAAUGAGCCUACUUGAGCUCCUAACUUAUUUACCGCUAGCCAUCAGGCAGGCAUCCGCAUUUAUGAGGACGAAGCAUAUAUCAUCCUCGGAGUACCUUGAACUUUGCCAGUCAAGCAGUAAAGAUAUGGUCUAUCUGCUAAGUAAGGAUUUUGAGGAUCGGCAUAGAUAUAAGGAGAGUCGAAAUCCAGUGGCUAUGACUUGGCUCAUUUCAUUCCAGCACAUCUCGUCCCAUAACUUACUCGCUGUGAAAUACCUGAGUUCUAUGUGCUGCCUAGCUGAGAAGGAUAUCCCACAGCUUCUGCUCCCACCAGAUCCUCUAGCUUCGCAGUUAGAGAUCGUGGAAGCCAUAGGAACUUUGAAGUCCUACGCGUUUAUCACGCACCGGAAAGAGUCGGACUCUUUCGACACCCACCGGCUGGUUCGACUAGCAAUGCGAAGUUGGUUAGAGAAAGAGAAGAAACUAGGUGAAUGUGUCACGCAUGUGAUACAGCGAGUUGCUGAAGUGUUUCCUUUUCCAGAGCUUGCAAAUAAAGACAUGUGGAUGAAGUACCUACCGCAUGCGCAGGCAGCCUUAGAUCUCCCAGGGGAUACCGUUAAUAGGGAUGUAAAGAGCGAUCUUCUCUCUAGUGUGGGCAGUAGCCUUCAUCUCCUAGGAAAAUACCGAGAAUCCGAGGCUAUGCAUCGUCAAUCGUUCAUGUUGAGAAAAAUGUUACUAGGCGAGGAGCACCCUUCAACACUUGCUACUAUGGGGGAUAUGGCGGUAGCGUUACGGUGCCAGGGGAAUUAUAAGGAAGCGGAAGCUUCGCAUCGACAAGCCCUAAGUGGGAGAGAAAAGGUGCUAGGAGAAGAACAUCCAUCUACUCUGAUGAGCCUUAAUAAUCUGGCAUUAGUGCUUCGGGAUCAGGCCAGAUAUAAAGAAGCAGAAGUUUUAUUUCGACAAGCCCUAUGUGGGAGGAAAGAAGUUCUAGGGGCAGAGAAUCCAGACACAUUGGCAAGUAUAAACUACUUAGCAGUGUCACUCUUAGAUCAAGGCAAGCACAAAGAGGCAAAGGAGUUAUUUCAAGAGGCGUUACGUGGAAGGGAAAGAGUUCUCGGGGAAACCCACUCAGAUACCCUAUCGAGCGUAAAUAAUAUGGCAAGGGUACUACGGUAUCAAGGUAGAUAUAAAGAGGCAGAAGCUUUACAUCGACGAGCUCUAAAUGGGAGGAUAAAGACGUUAGGGGAAGACCAUCCAGAAACGCUAGGGAGUAUGAACAAUUUGGCAUUGGUGCUGCGAGACCAGAGCAACUACACUGAGGCCGAGGCGCUAUUUCGACGAGCGCUAGAUGGGAAGAGCAAGCUUCUAGGAAAGACGCACAUCUAUACAUUACUAACUAUGAGCAAUCUUGCAGUCGUUCUGCGAGGCCAGCAUAAGAAUAGUGAGGCAGAAGCUUUACUUCGACUAGUAUUAGAAGAAGGAGAGAAAACCUUGGGAAAGGAUCAUCCAGACACGUUGACGGCAGUAAGUAACUUGGCAGUAGUGUUACGGUCUCAGCGAAAAUAUCAGGAGGCGGAAGCAUUAUCUCGGCGAGCGCUAUGGGGAAGGACAAGGCUGCUAGGAGAGGAGCAUCCAAAAACACUGAAGAGCCUUCAUAAUCUAAUAUUAGUGCUGCGGGGUCAGUGCAAAUAUGAAGAGGCAGAAUCGUUGCUUCAUCAAGCGCCAGGCCCUCGUCUAUAA
Messenger RNA from Trichoderma virens Gv29-8, 3550 nucleotides. RefSeq lists its product as uncharacterized. The transcript has a single exon. Lineage: Eukaryota; Fungi; Ascomycota; Sordariomycetes; Hypocreales; Hypocreaceae. Gene Ontology annotation, biological process: nucleoside metabolic process. Gene Ontology annotation, molecular function: catalytic activity; ADP binding; protein binding. The record is from RefSeq and is a predicted model, not a curated record. The coding region runs from base 131 to 3550 and encodes 1139 amino acids. Gene Ontology annotation, cellular component: kinesin complex.